AAAUAAUCGUUAUCUUCCAACGAAGUAUCGCUAUCAGAAGUACAAAUAACUAAAUCAACCGAUGUGGAUUCUUUUUCCUCAUCGGUGGUUGUAUUGUUCACGGAAAUACAGUCGCUUAAUUUUUCGUGCAAUAAAAUUCCAUAUUCACCAUCGUUGGACAUUUUAAAUUUGAAUAGAUUUUGUGUUUGACAUUUGAAUUUGGCGCCACUUUGAGACAUGCGCAUUUGAUCGCACGAACUUCACUACGAUUCUUUUCGCGCAAGCUCUGUCUUCCUUUUUAAGUAAUUUGACAAGAUGAAGAUUGGUCUUUGCGCCUACAGUGGGUACAAAAUUUACCCAGGCCAUGGCAAAACCUUGGUCAAAGUUGAUGGAAAGAACUUCACAUUCCUGAACUCGAAAUGUGAGCGUGCUCAUUUGAUGAAGAGGAACCCACGUAAAGUGACGUGGACGGUGUUGUACCGCAGGAAACACAAGAAGGGCCAGGAAGAAGAGGCCACCAAAAAACGCACACGUAGAACCCAAAAGUUCCAACGUGCUAUCGUAGGUGCCAGUUUGACCGACAUAAUGGCCAAACGUAACCAAAGGCCCGAAGUCAGGAAAGCACAGAGAGAACAAGCCAUCCGUGCUGCUAAAGAACAGAAGAAGACCACCAAGACCGCCAAGAAAGCCGCAGCCCCCGCUAAAGCUAAGGCAGCCCCAAAACAGAAGGUUACGAAAAAUGUAACCAAAGCUGCACCUAGAGUAGGAGGAAAACGUUAAAAUUUUUUGUGUAAUACCAUUUUUUAAAUAAAUUAUUACAUAAGUA
Molecule: messenger RNA, 805 nt
Organism: Brassicogethes aeneus
Lineage: Eukaryota; Metazoa; Arthropoda; Insecta; Coleoptera; Nitidulidae
Source: the annotation of a GenBank genome assembly